Balaenoptera acutorostrata (minke whale) is the source of this 2949-nucleotide messenger RNA. It is a transcript of the gene TSEN54, whose product is annotated as tRNA splicing endonuclease subunit 54. The record is from RefSeq and is a predicted model, not a curated record. Gene Ontology annotation, cellular component: tRNA-intron endonuclease complex. Gene Ontology annotation, biological process: tRNA-type intron splice site recognition and cleavage. The transcript has 11 exons. Bases 1077 to 2363 code for a protein of 428 amino acids. Lineage: Eukaryota; Metazoa; Chordata; Mammalia; Artiodactyla; Balaenopteridae.
GGGGCCGAGAGUGCGCGCAGCUGCCUCCUGGCUGCGGAGCCCCGGGCGACCCGGGGCUCUAGAGUUCAGACCGAAUGGUGAGAUGCCCUGUUUGUGACUGGGUGGGACAGAAGACGUGAUGUGAAGGGAUCUGGGAACCGAGACCCAGGAAUCCCACUUGGGAAGCCUCCCUUCCUCUUUGACCCUCGCCCUUCCCGGGACUCCCGCGGCGACCUCCGCCCGCGGCCAGAGUCGCCGACCGACAGCCACUGGUCGGAGCAAUGGUGCCACCUAGCGGACCGUGUCGGAACGACCCACGGUGGCGGCGGCGGGGACCCCAGCCUUGAGGAGGUGCUAAUGACGGGCUGGGGUGGCGCUUCAGCACCAUCGUGGGUCGGACAGCGCCUCCCCCCAACCCGCCCUGGCCCUGGAAACCCGGCUUCCGACCCCCUAGGAAGGGACCCAACGGAAGACCCUGAAGGAACUCCGAACCUCCCUAGACUGCACCUGACAGCCCUCGGUGACCUUCAGUUUGUGAAGCUGGAAUUCAGGAACCCAAAGCUCUCCCUUCUCUAAACCCCCUCUUCUAACCUCCCUGUCCAGCCUGGGUGGUGGGGACUAAGCAGCCCAGGGCUGCGGAGGGGAGGGUCACGCAUUUGACUCUUCAUACUACACUUUUCUAACGCCGGGCUCCUCAAGUUUUACUAGAGAGAAGCCCAGAGGCGGGCUGGGGAUAGGAGAGGGGAGCGCCUCCAAAUCCAGAAACCUGCAAGCUCUCCGCCCCCGGAAUCGAGGCACAUGUUUGUGGGCAGCCUCUAGGACCAAGGACACCGAGGAAAGUGGAAAGCAGUGUCCCGGAGCUCUUCGCUGCCCGAUCCAGGUCCCAGAAGCUGCCCCAGCGCUCGCAUGGCCCCAAGGACUUCCUCCCCGACGGCUCAGCGGCCCAGGCUGAGCGACUGCGAGUGUGCCGCGAGGAGCUCUGGCAGCUACUGGCGGAGGAGCGCGUGGAGCGCCUGGGCAGUUUGGUGGCCGCCGAGUGGAGACCGGAAGAAGGCUUCGUGGAGUUGAAGUCUCCUGCGGGUAAAUUCUGGCAGACCAUGGGCUUCUCAGAGCAGGGCCGGCAGCGGCUUCACCCGGAAGAGGCCUUGUAUCUGCUGGAGUGUGGCUCUAUCCAGCUCUUCCACCAAGACCUUCCGCUGUCUAUCCAAGAGGCCUACCAGCUGCUGCUGACUGAAGACACCGUGACUUUCCUGCAGUACCAGGUCUUCAGCCACCUGAAGAGACUGGGCUAUGUGCUUCGACGAUUCCAAGCAAGCUCCGUCCUGUCCCCUUACGAGAGGCAGCUGAACUUGGAUGGCAGUGUCCAGCGCUUGGAGGAUCGGAAUGGCAAGAGGAAGAGGAGGAGCUCCAGCUCUCAGUCCAUUAAUAAGAAGCCCAAGGUCCUGGAGAACCCCCUGCAGGGGGUGGAUGGGACACGCGAGAGCCUGGCAACCUCCAGCCCACCUCCCCGAAACCAGAACAGCCGAUGUCCAGAGGAGAAAUCCCAGGAGUCAAGCCCCGUAAAGGGCCCCAUGGGCCCCUUUCAGCUUCUGGGGUCCCUGGAGCCCUGCCCUCGGCUGGCCAGGGAGGGGGUGCGGUGCAGCCAGGAGAGUGGCAAAAUGGAGAAUGGGGUCAAGGGGGCUUGCAAGCCACGCUGGAACUUUGAGCAGAUCUCCUUCCCCAACAUGGCUUCAGAUAGCCGCCAUACCCUCCUGCUUGCCCCCGCCCCAGAGCUGCUCCCGGCCAACGUGGCAGGGCGGGAGACAGACGCUGAGUCCUGGUGCCAGAAGCUAAACCAGCGGAAGGAGAAGCUCUCCAGGCGGGAGCAACAGGCGGAGGCCCAGCACUUCCGGGAGGAUGUAAACUCGGAUCCCGAGGUGCAGCGCUGCUCCAGCUGGCAGGAGUACAAGCAGCUGCUGCAGAGGCGGCACCUGCAGAAGACCCAGAGCCGCCCCCCACACCUGUGGGACCAGCCUGUCACGCCCUUGCUGAGUCCCGGUCAGGCAGACUCCCCAGCCACAGUCCUUCAGCAAAUCUCUGUGCUGCAGACGACACACCUUGCUGAUGGAGGUGCGCGGCUGGUGGAGAAGUCUGCGGGCUUGGAGAUCAGCUUUGAUGUUUACCAGGCCGACGCCGUGGCCACCUUCCGAAAGAAUAACCCUGGCAAGCCCUAUGUCCGGAUGUGCAUUAGUGGAUUUGAUGAGCCAGUCCCAGACCUCUGCACCCUCAAGCGGUUGUCCUACCAGAGCGGGGAUGUUCCUCUGAUCUUUGCCCUGGUGGAUCACGGAGACAUCUCCUUCUACAGCUUCAGGGACUUCACGCUACCCAGGGAUCUGGAGCACUGACCACGCAGCUCUGGCAGGGCCUGGGGUCUGCUCUGAGGGACCUGGACUGUCUACUCUCAGGGACCAUCUCAGUUGCCUCCUACACCCAGACUCUGACCUGUAGCUUCAGAGGCUAGUCUGGGCCUUGGCCCUGGGUGUCUGAUGCUUGCAGGAGAGGGGAGCUUUGCUCCCCCUACCUGGCUGCUGCAGCGCUUCCAUGCCCCAGGCCUGAGAUUGCUGCCUUGCAGUAAAUCCCCUUGGAACUCAGGACUAGAUUUCAGAGACCAGCGAGGCGGGGCAGAAGAGAGGACUCCGUGCCUUUAAAUGAGAGGGUGCCUGCUUCUUGCGAUAAAGCCAAAGCCAUUAAAAAAUAGAUCCCUUUUCUGCUGUGGCUGGAUAUACUGGACGAGUCCUCCCUACCCACCAUCCCAUUGUCCGUGGAACUGGCCCCCAGGCCCUCACCCCUGCUUUAUCCACCCACAGAGAGCGCUGUGUUCUCUGGUGCUAGAGCUAAGAGCAACCCUCGGGAGGGCAGGAAUGCGACCCGACCCUUUCUCGGGGAAGUCACUGACUUCUAGCUAGCUUGGCUUUCAGAAGGGUAGUCCGA